Dovyalis caffra is the source of this 891-nucleotide messenger RNA. The record is from the annotation of a GenBank genome assembly. NCBI's taxonomy places the organism in Eukaryota, Viridiplantae, Streptophyta, Magnoliopsida, Malpighiales, Salicaceae.
AUGGCAACCGAUCUGAGGCUUGUUUAUCCAGCUCCUGGAGCUAAAACCUAUCAAAUAAAUCAUAAAUCUACUUCUUUAUUCUCUUCCUCAAACCACAAUAUUACACCUUCAAGAAAGUCCCACCAUAGAAUCCAAAGCAGCAAGUUUGGAAGCUUUCUUGACCUGAUCAAACCUGUAUCGGAACCCAACGUGUUGGAUUUUGAUCACCUCUCAUGGUUUGAUCCUGCUGAUCGUAGUCGUGUUGAUAGGAAGGAAUUGAAGACAAAGUUGUUGGAGAAAAGUGUUUCCAGUGGAAUUAGAUUUCGCAAGGCUAAGGGUUCGAAAGUGGAGCAUGAGGAGUUUGAGUCUUCAAUUGUUUGUGAUGAUGAGACUGAGCUAAAGGCUAGCUUAGUUGUUGAUGCAAGUGGUCAUGCUAGUCCUAUCGUUAAGUAUGAGAAGUCAAGAAACCAUGGAUAUCAGAUUGGUCAUGGCAUUUUAGCUGAAGAGGAUGGUCAUCCAUUUGACUUGGAUAAAAUAGUUCUUGUGGAUUGGAGAGAUCCUCAUCUGGGAAAUGAACCUAAUUUACGUGCUAGCAAUUCAAGAAUUCCAACCUUUCCGUACGUUAGGCCAUUUUAUUCAAACUUGGUAUUUUUAGAGGAGAUUUGCCUGGUUAGUAGGCUGGCGUUAUCUGACAUGGAGAUUAAGAGUAGGAUGGUAGCAAGAUUAAGGCAUUUGGGAAUCAGAGCGAAGAAUGUUGUAGAAGAUGAGAAAGCUUCAAUUCAUCCCUCCAAGUGUGAUGGCUUUUGGGGAAGACCACUUUAUCAUAGAGAUGUGGAAUGGCUUGUGGCCAUUAGAGAGGAUGUGUGCAAGGGAAUUUUAUUCUUCUGGGGUGGAAACUUUUUUGAAGCUUGA